AUGGACAGCAAGAGGUCCAUGUAUCAGAGAUGGACCAGAGAUGCGCUUAUACAACGCAUACAACUCCUAGAGGCAGCCAGUGGUCUUGACGCAGGUGGCGCACCGCCCGAGAGCCCGCCACAGAAGAAAAAAGCCGAGCGCAAGAUUGAUCCAUCCAAGUACUCGACAAGGCUUGUCGCUUUCAAGCUGGCGUACUUGGGGAAGCGGUACGGCGGCUUCGAAUUUUCGGCGCACGGUAAUCUGCCGUCGAUCGAGGAAGAGCUCUGGAAGGCGUUUGUCAAGGCCUGUCUGAUAUCCCCCGAGAAGCCGGAUGAGGUGAACUGGGAUGCCUGGGAGUACUCUAAGUGUGGGCGCACGGAUAGGGGUGUGAGUGCGUUCGGCCAGGUCAUCGUUGUUAGGGUUAGGAGUAAUAGACCUUUGCUAAAGAAGGGGAAGCCUAUGCAGGAGGAUGGAGGAGAGGAGGGGAACGAGGUGUCGGCAGAAGAACAGCGCGAAUUCAAUGAUUUCGCGGAUGAGUUGCAAUAUUGCAAGAUGCUGAAUAGACUUCUACCACCGGAUAUUCGAAUACUGGCGUGGUGUCCUACGACGCCUGCGGACUUCUCUGCGAGACAUGAUUGUCGAGAGAGACAGUACCGAUACUUCUUCACGCAACCCGCGUUUUAUCCGGCGCCGCAGAGUAUGGAGAACCCACAGAUUGCGAAAACUACGAAGAUAAAGGGUGGCUGGCUGGACAUCGAGGCCAUGCGGGCGGCAGCUAAGAAAUUUGAAGGUACUCAUGAUUUCCGCAACUUUUGCAAAAUCGACCCAUGCAAAGCAAAUAUCAACUUUGAGAGGAAAGUGUUCGAGAGCGAUAUAGUGGAAGUCGAAGACUCUGGAACUGCUUUGCCGUUUCUAGAUGGCGAUGAGUUUAGGCCUGACCCAAGCUCGGGACUCGAUCUACAAGGAAAAUUACCGAAGAUAUAUUAUCUACACGUCCGAGGUUCGGCGUUCCUGUGGCAUCAGAUACGGUGCAUGGCGGCAGUGAUAUUCUUAGUGGGUCAGGGGUUGGAAGAUCCAUCGGUAGUAGACAGGCUUCUGGACAUCGAGGCCGAACCCAGGAGACCGAAUUACGUACUUGCGGAGGAAACACCGUUGGUGUUGUGGGAUUGCAUCUUUCCUAGGCCUGACAAGCCGGAGAACGCUCUAAAUUGGGUGUACAUCGGUGAAGACACCCCGACAAGCCAGCACGGGGUGACGGGUCUCGCGACUAUCAUGUGGACGUAUUGGCGCGAGAAAAAGAUGGAAGAGUUACUCGCGAGCCAGUUGUUCAACAUAAUAUCAUCUCAGGCUGAUACCAGCCUCCGCAAAUGCCCAAAGGCAACAACGCAGCUCCCAGCUACCACGAGGACGUUCGAAGGUGGUGAUAAGGACCGCCCAGUAGGCAAGUAUCAACCUCUACUGCAAAAACCAAGACUGUCGACGCCGGAAGAGUUUUUCGACAAGGAAGCUAGGAGGAAAGGUUAUGCCAACGCGGCGGAGAAGAGAGAAGCGGAUUCGAGAAAGAUAGCAGAGAAGAGAGCACAAGCGGCGCCGGAGAUCUGCGCGCCGCCGAUAGAAGAAGUAGCACUAGAGGAAGCAGUUGGAUAG
Molecule: messenger RNA, 1626 nt
Organism: Annulohypoxylon truncatum
Lineage: Eukaryota; Fungi; Ascomycota; Sordariomycetes; Xylariales; Hypoxylaceae
Product: pseudouridine synthase
Exons: 1
Coding region: 1-1626 (541 amino acids)
Biological process (GO): mRNA pseudouridine synthesis; tRNA pseudouridine synthesis
Cellular component (GO): nucleus; cytoplasm
Molecular function (GO): pseudouridine synthase activity; RNA binding
Source: RefSeq, a predicted model, not a curated record